CCCACCCGCCUUUUUCUUACCCCACCUCCCACCCCCCCCCAUGUGACUUUGGAGACUCCAUUUUUGCCUUCUUAUAAAUCCCUUACCACCAAGAAUGUGACCAGAUUAGAACACUGACACACAACUCACUCAUUUCGCCAUUUUAAUUAUACUUCUUUUUCAAGAUUUGGGUUUUGUAACUAAACCAAAUCUUGGAAAUGGGCUUGAUUCGUAUCUGGCUUCUGUCCUGAGAGUUUUGUGAACAGAGAGUGGAAAGACUCUGCAAAUGACGCGCUUGCUGGUUGCCACCUCUCUUUGCUUCUUCUUCUUCUUUCUGGUUUUGGGUUCUGGGAGCUGCGUUUCAGCUCUAACUCGAAAUGGACUCCGACGCACCAGAGAUACUCUCAAAUUUAGUCUAGUGGAUGAAAAUCUAGGGUCGUGGAGAAAUGGAAUCUCAGAAGAGACUGCACAAUCCCCAGGGCCUGCAAGCGAUGCACCUCAAGGCACGCUUGUUUUGGCGGCUAAAAGGACCAACAGGCCAGAUAUUCUCAGUCGGUUUAAGCGUUAUCGAGGAGGCUGGGACAUUGCUAAUCGGCACUACUGGGCAUCGGUUGGAUUUACAGGUGCUGCUGGUUUCAUUAUUUCUGUCCUAUGGUUUGUUGUUUUUGGCAUGGUUCUUGUGGUUCAUCAUUGCUGUGGAUGGAGAAUAAACAUUAAAGAGGAAGAAUCACACCGCUCACAGAGGAUAUGUCUGAUUCUGCUACUAGUCUUCACAUGUGCUGCCGCGAUUGGAUGUAUUCUUCUUUCUGUUGGGCAAGAUGAAUUUCAUGACGAAGCGAUGCGUACUCUAAAUUAUGUUGUAAACCAGUCCGACUACACUGUGCAGACCCUGAGAAAUGUCACAGAGUAUCUGUCCCUUGCAAAAGCUAUUAGUGUGGCCCAGGUUUUCUUACCUUCUGAUGUCAUGGAUGGUAUUGACAAGCUGAAUCUAGAUCUGAACGCUGCAGCAAAUACCCUGACAGAGAAGACAAGUGAAAAUUCUGUUAAAAUAAAAAGAGUCUUCGGUGCUGUGCGUUCAGCUUUAAUCACCGUGGCAGCAGUGAUGCUUCUCCUAGCUGUGAUUGGUCUUUUUCUGUCCAUCCUUGGGCACCAACAUGCGAUCCACAUAUUUAUUGUUAGUGGAUGGUUACUUGUAGCAAUUACAUUCAUUCUUUCUGGAGUCUUUGUGAUCCUUAACAAUACUGUGUCUGACACCUGCGUGGCCAUGGAAGAGUGGGUAGAACAUCCUCAUGCUGAAACAGCACUUAGCAACAUCCUUCCAUGUGUUGACCAGAGAACCACAAAUAAGACACUUAGCCAGAGUAAACAAGUUAUCAACGAUAUUGUAAAUGUUGUCAACCAGUUCAUCUAUACAUAUGCCAAUACGUAUCCAUCCCAUGCUGAUCCUUAUUAUUACAAUCAGUCCGGGCCUCUGAUGCCACCUCUCUGUUAUCCAUAUGAUUCUCAGUUGAGAGAUAGUCAGUGUGGGGAUCAAGAGGUGUCUAUUUCAAAUGCUUCUUUGGUUUGGCAGAAGUAUACAUGUGAAGUCUCGGCAUCUGGGAUGUGCACCACAGUUGGAAGGAUAAGCCCAGACAUCUACACUCAGCUGGUUGCAGCAGUUAAUGAGAGCUAUGCACUUCAGCACUAUACUCCGCCCUUAUUGAGCCUCCAGGAUUGUAAUUUUGUUCGAGACACAUUUCGAACAAUCACGUCAAGUUAUUGCCCUCCAUUGGACCAUUAUCUGAAAAUUGUGAAUGCAGGGUUGGCCCUGAUAUCAGUUGGAGUCUUGCUUUGCCUUGUUCUCUGGGUACUCUCUGCAAACCGCCCCGGAAGAAGGGAGCUAGUGUUUGUGAAACUAUCCUUACCGAUAAAAGGCAGGAGAAAAAAGAGCAGUUCCAACAAUAAUACCAAUAAUAGCAGCAGCAUUGAUGUAUCGUCAUCAAAUGAAGUCUAGGUCUUAAGAGUAGAAAUCAGUUAUACAACUAGGAUUUACUAUUGUCAUUAUCUUUUAAAGUGAAUAUUAAAAAGAAAAACCGAGUGGAGCGAAGCUCCAUUCCGAGUUGGGGGCUAAUACCCCGUUUUUAUACUGUAUCGCGUUUCUUAUGUAUAGUUAAAGGAAUCUAAACAUUGUUGAUGUUUGUAAUGCCUUUGGUUCUGAGAAGUAUUUUGAGGAAGUAUUUUAAUCCAGUUUAAUGCUUGAAA
Messenger RNA from Prunus avium (sweet cherry), 2220 nucleotides. RefSeq lists its product as uncharacterized. The record is from RefSeq and is a predicted model, not a curated record. Lineage: Eukaryota; Viridiplantae; Streptophyta; Magnoliopsida; Rosales; Rosaceae. Gene Ontology annotation, cellular component: membrane.